AUGGCUCUCUCAAGGAACCACACUAUUAUUUUCAUGCUAAUCAUCCUUGCAACGACGUCAUCUGCGUCUGCGCUCUUAUCACCCAAACAUGUUGUUAUCAUCAACAAACUUGUGACGCGUGCGACAUUGACCGUGCAUUGUAGAAACAAAGGUGACGAUAAGGGAUUUAUUUCACUUGGACCAGGACAGAGUUUUGAUUUCAGAUUUCGUGUUAACCUCCGCAAAACAACGGUAUACACUUGCAAUUUUGCUUGGCCUGGCAAUACAGCGACGUUUGAUAUUUUUAGAGCUGAUCGUGACGAUAAUCCGAAGAGCAAAGUUGGAGUUUGCAGAGAAUGUAUUUGGAGCAUUUACGAGCCAGCACCAUGUAGGGAUAGACGUGAUGGUGGUCAACCUAACUGUUUCCCAUGGGCUUCUUAA
Messenger RNA from Eutrema salsugineum, 420 nucleotides. Its product is annotated as S-protein homolog 5. NCBI's taxonomy places the organism in Eukaryota, Viridiplantae, Streptophyta, Magnoliopsida, Brassicales, Brassicaceae. The transcript has a single exon. The coding region runs from base 1 to 420 and encodes 139 amino acids. The record is from RefSeq and is a predicted model, not a curated record.